Molecule: messenger RNA, 1998 nt
Organism: Aspergillus thermomutatus
Lineage: Eukaryota; Fungi; Ascomycota; Eurotiomycetes; Eurotiales; Aspergillaceae
Gene: rgd1
Product: putative Rho GTPase activator (Rgd1)
Exons: 9
Coding region: 1-1998 (665 amino acids)
Biological process (GO): regulation of GTPase activity; signal transduction
Cellular component (GO): cytoplasm
Source: RefSeq, a predicted model, not a curated record
AUGGCAGACGUUGCCACUCCCGAUGGCUCAGCGCCAAUUGUUCCAUUGUUCAGGGAUCCCGAUGCGCCACCAUCGAGUGCUGGUUCUGCGGGACAGUCUGAAGCUCGUCCGGGACCACCACCUAUGACAGAGGAGCUGAAAGCUCGCUUGGACAAAGUCAUUUACUCUGAUAUCGGUAUCACAACGCUCUUGACACGAUUGAAGCAGAGCGUAGCUUCUGCGAAGGAUUUCUCCGCAUUCCUCAAGAAGCGGUCCUCUCUGGAAGAAGAACAUGCACAGGGUCUGAAGAAGUUGUCUCGCUCUCUUCAUGACGCUGCCAACCGCUCCGACAAUCGUCAAGGCACUUACGGCACCAGCUACAAUGAUCUCAACCGAUUCCACGAACGCAUGGCGGACCAUGGACUGCAAUUCGCAGUAUCUCUGCAGCAGAUGGCCGACGAUCUCCACGAGCUCGCCACGAAUAUCGAGAAGGGACGCAAACAAUGGAAACAGACCGGCCUGAGCGCGGAGAAAAGGGUUACUGAGGCCGAAGCGGCAGCGGAGAAAGCAAAAGCCAAGUACGAAUCUCUUGCGGAGCAGUACGAUCGCGUGAAAACCGGGGACAAACAGGGUGGGAAAUUCGGCUUGAAGGGACACAAAUCUGCUGCCCAGCACGAAGAAGAGCUGUUGCGUAAAGUGCAGAAUGCAGACGGGGAUUAUGCUGCCAAGGUCACGGCCGCACAAGCGGCUCGACGAGAAUUGAUUUCCACCCAUCGUCCGCAGGCUGUGCACAAUAUCCAGAAAUUGAUUGCAGAAUGUGACUCUGGUCUUACGUUGCAGCUACAAAAGUUCGCGACAUUUAAUGAGAAAUUGCUGCUGGGACAAGGCUUAUCUAUCACGCCUUUAGAUGACGGCGCAGGCAAUGGCUCUAUUGGACCAAAGAGUCUGUAUGAGGUGGUUCGGCAGAUUGACAACCAGAGGGACUUCCAUGAUUACAUUCUUAGCUACGAACAUAAUCCUGGUGCGGUGACUUCGGAGCAGAUUCAGUACCAGCGUCAUCCGACACUGGGAGGUACGCCCACACCCGUUGUUCCGGCCUCGCAGACUUCCACACAGAACAAGCGCCAGUCAACUGUGUUUCCUUCAUCAUUUUCCCAACAACAUCUUCCUACCACUCAGCCAUCGGGACCGGCCGCGGCACCAGCCCCGGCACCAGCAUCCGCUCAAAACCCCCAGCCAUCGCCUUUUCAGCCACAUCCAGACUCGUUCUCCUCGCCACCCCCAUUUCACCCACCUUAUCCCACCUCUUCUGGGUUACCGGCUCAAGAUCAGCGCAAUGUGAACAAACCGCCUAUGACGGCACCGGCUAAUCCUCUGCCGCCACCCGGUAACAACUUCCAACAGAAUCUACCUCCUCUGAGGCCGGUCUUUGGGGUUUCCUUGGAAGAUUUGUAUGCCAGAGAUGGGACUGCGGUACCCAUGAUUGUGUACCAAUGUCUUCAGGCAAUAGAAUUGUUUGGAUUGGAUAUGGAGGGCAUUUACCGUCUCUCGGGGAGCGCUAAUCACAUCAACCACAUGAAGUCGCUUUUCGACAACGACUCGUCACAAGUGGAUUUUACGAAUCCCGAGAGCUUCUAUCACGAUGUCAAUAGUGUCGCCGGGCUGCUGAAACAGUUCUUUAGAGACCUGCCUGAUCCCUUGUUCACUUCCCGGUACUAUUCAGAUUUCGUUAAUGCAGCUCGGAUCGAUGAUGAUAUCCAGCGUAGGGAUUCACUACAUGCACUUAUCAAUAACCUUCCAGAUGCGCACUACGCCACGCUGAGGGCUCUGAUACUGCAUCUCAACAAAGUCCAAGAACAUUACACGAAUAAUCGUAUGAAUGCAGGAAACAUUGCAAUCUGCUUUGGACCUACUCUCAUGGGUGCCAGUUCCGGCGGCAACAUUGCCGAUGCCGGUUGGCAGGUCCGCGUUAUUGAGACCAUUCUGGUCAAUACGUUCCAGAUAUUCGAUGACGACUAG